AUGGCGGUUGGCCGGAAUUUUUCCGGCUCCCGCAAAUUGAUACUUUUUGCAUACAUUUAUGUUGUAAUUUGUGGAAUAUUUCAUCCAAAAACCUGUACAUCCACAAGUGUUUCCACCUGGCAAAGUUUUUAUGUGUGCAUAGAAGUCACAAGAGUAAAAAGAUUCAACAAUGUUGUCAAGCGUCGACGAGCUUCGAAACAGCGACCGUUAAUAAUCGUUUGUAACUGAUUCUUGGAUUGCGCCUUAUUCUUUACGUCUUGUAUACGGUGUUUUUCAUCAAAUUAUCAGGGGAUGUUGAAACUAACCCGGGACCCCAAGACGACGCGCAUCGUGGUGUAAAAGAUCUCGUUUUAAACGGAAGAAGUUUGACAAGUUCAGUUAAAACGGAUAUAACAACAUAAAGGAAAGUAACCUUGAACGUUUUCAGAACCUGGUUUACUCCGACGAUCUUGAUAUAGUCUGUGUUAAUGAGACUUGGCUUUCAGGACAUGUUUACAACGCCGAAAUUCUACAUUCGGGUUAUUGUAUUGUCAGAAAAUAUCGUAAGACGCGGGGAGGUGGUGUCUUGCUGGGAAUUAAGACUGCUGUGUUUAAAUCUGUGCGCGAAAUCGAACAUAACCACGAUCUAGAGAUUGCUAUGGCUGAAAUAACAACUGCGAAAGACAUGAAAUUGCUUAUUUGUUCGUGUUAUCACCCACCAGACGCUGAUAAAACUUGGAUUGAUAAAACUUUUCUCCAAGAUGUUUCCACACGUCAUUCAAAAAUUGUAAUCGCUGGCGAUUUCAAUUUUCCGCGCGCGAGCUGGAACUCGCGAGAAAAUGGUAUUAACGUUAAUGAGAACUCAUUUAUCAAAUUAUUAAAUAACUUUUUCUGGGAACAACUAAACACAACUCCCACCAGAGGCGAAAACAUUCUCGAUCUUGUUAUCACCAGUGUUCCCGACCGAGUCAAGAUAUGCGAAUUUUUAAAACCAAGUGAUUCAGACAUUUUAACCGAUCACAACGCCAUUAUUUUCGACCUGCUCCUCUCAUACAAUCCUUUCCCAAAGAUAAAACGUUCAGUAUUUGAUUACCGACGCGCUGACAUUGAUGGUCUACGAAGGCAUCUUCAAUCCCUCGACCUCCGUCAACUUAUAUCAGAGAACGGAAAUAUCAACCAGGAUUGGCUCGCGUGGAAAAAUGCGUUUUUGGGCGCGGAAUCGAAAUUUGUGCCGACAAAAACACUACGAGGUCCAAACCAUCUCCCUUGGAUGAACAGUACAAUACUUCACUACAUCAAGAAGAAAAUCUCCAUAAGAACGAGAAUUACAAGUUCCUGUCAUACAAGUGAACGCCUCAAGCACAAAUUUCGAGAGCUUCGCAGGACAAUUAAAAGAAUGUUGCGUGAAAGUCGCUUGGACUAUAUCAAUUCAAUCUGUGCAUCUCGUGAACCCAAUCCUAAACGUUUCUGGUCGUUUUUCAAGAUUAAGUCUAAGGUAUCUCAUUUUCCGUUAAAAGUCUCGGUUAAAUCUAGUGAAAAUCAAAGAACGUAUUCCAACAACAACGUAGACAUUGUAAAUACUUUUAACGAAUAUUUCGCCUCAAUUUUUACGCAUGACAACAAUAGUGACCACAAUCUAGGAGAACACUCGGAUCCAGAAAUUGCUUUGGAAGACAUAACACUGACUAACGACGAAGUAAUAACCGUAUUAACUAAUCUAAAUAACAAUAAAGCUCAUGGUCCAGAUGGAAUCCCAGCACGUUUGUUGACGGAAACAUCAUCCCAAAUCGAUCCUUCACUCUGCCCUCUCUUCAACAAAUCUUUACGUUGUGGUGUUCUUCCUGAUGAUUGGAAAUUAGCGAAUGUCGUACCAGCACACAAACGGGGUGAGAAAUCCUAUGUCGAGAACUACCGUCCAAUCUCGUUGCUUUCCCUUAUCUCCAAAGUCCUCGAGCGUUGCGUUUUCCAUAACAUCCAACAUCAUGUUUUUCAACAAAUCAACCCUUGCCAACACGGUUUUGUUCCACGAAAGUCAUGCGUAACGCAACUGAUCGAAGUAUUCGAACAGAUAGGUCGGAAAUUAGACAACGGUAAGCAGAUAGACGUGAUUUAUCUGGACAUGUCGAAGGCAUUCGAUAAA
Messenger RNA from Paramuricea clavata, 2119 nucleotides. The record is from the annotation of a GenBank genome assembly. Lineage: Eukaryota; Metazoa; Cnidaria; Anthozoa; Malacalcyonacea; Plexauridae.